Sinocyclocheilus grahami is the source of this 1376-nucleotide messenger RNA. RefSeq names its product complement decay-accelerating factor. Lineage: Eukaryota; Metazoa; Chordata; Actinopteri; Cypriniformes; Cyprinidae. The record is from RefSeq and is a predicted model, not a curated record. The coding region runs from base 278 to 1309 and encodes 343 amino acids. The transcript is spliced from 13 exons.
GCAGGCUGCUAACACGUCACAGAAUGGGCGUUUCCUCGAGCGUGACAGUCUAGUGCACGCCAAACUAUGAAGCGCUUUUUCCUUUGAAUUUUCCAGUUUUUCUUUUCAUCUGCAGCGGGAAAGUGACCAAUGAAGAUAAUAUGGGGAAUACCCUUGUCUGUGUAGUGCUUUAUCGUUAUUUCAUCCUCUUGCGUUCCGCCUGUUAAGUUUUUUUCCGCCAGCGCUUGUGAACUGACGACAAGUGUUUGCUGCUGAAUAACACAAUAACACAUUAACAAUGUCAAGUGUGAAGGCUUGGCCACUGCUUCUACUGCCGCUUUCACUGCUCUCGAUGGGGACAGCAGACUGUCCGUUUCCUGUUUUGAAUGGCAAAUUUGUCUUGUCAUCGGAAUCUAUACUGAAGAAUAGCUUUCCGGACAAUUCAGUAGCGUUUGUGGAAUGUGCUAAAGGAUAUGUGAGAAAGGAAGGUUCGACUUCCAUCACCUGCCUGAAUGGGGUCUGGAGUGCUGUGGAAUUAAUCUGCAAAAAGAUAGACUGUGGAGAACCUACACAUUCACCGCAUAUGAGCUAUGUCAUCUCAGAUGGAACAUUGUUUGGUGCCUACAUAAAAACCAAAUGUGAGACGGGAUAUGAUCUGGAAGGAUCAAGCCACAGGCAAUGUCUUGUUUCUGGCUGGAGUGGAAAGGCUGAAUGUAUAUUGACAACAUGCAAUUUGCCAGAUCCAAUUGAACAUGGCAAGAUGAAUGCGCCCAGAGGCAAACCUGAGUUUAAUGAUGUCAUUACAUUUUCCUGCGAUGAUAACUACAUCCUUGUUGGAAACAGCUCCAUUACAUGUGGUGAAUACGGGGAUUAUAGUUCACCACCUCCGAAAUGCAAAGCCAUCACAGCACCAACAAAAGCAAGCACUACCACAAACAAAGCCACAACAACAGACAUGACAACAGCCUCCAGCCGUUCACAUGCCAUCACAGCACCAACAAAAGCAAGCACUACCACAAACAAAGCCACAACAACAGACAUGACAACAGCCUCCAGCCGUUCACAUGCCAUCACAACACCAACAAAAGAAAGCACUACCACAAACAAAGCUACAACAACAGACAUGACAACAGACAAGACAACAGCCUCCACCCAUUCACAUGGAGGAUUUAUAGAAGCGCUCACUACUGUCUCUAUGAGUGCCUUGGCGAUUAUAGCUGUUGUCUUGUGUGGGAUUUUGGGAUAUCGUCAUUUAAAACACAAAGGUUCAUACAAUACUGGUGAAGAACUGCGGACAAAAGAAGAGUUAUUGCUAAAUCAAAGUGUUUAAACUCAAGGGCAAACAAUCGGACGGCUCCUUUGCUUUAGCAUUGUUCCUGCACAUGGAUUCAUUGACG